UAAGAGAUCAGGAGAACACAUGACAUUUACAUAGCAUUUGAGAAGGAGCGAACAGGGAUCACAAUAUAUAUAUAUAUAUACAUAUAUACAUAUAUAUAUAUAUAUACUUUUUUUUUGCCAUUUAACAGGCAACAGAAAGAAGAGAAGCCACUAGAUGAAGGAAAAACAGUAAAGCAGCGGAGGCAAGAUCCGUGUGGAGAUAUCCGGAGUUGGCACAGUGGCACUCUAGUUCUCUCUGACUACUGAAGGAAAAGAGGAAAAGAAAAGAGGACAUCAGCCACAGCACAUACAAACACUUACACACACACACACACACACACACACACACACACACACACACACACACACACACACACACACACACACACACACACACACACACACACACACACACACACACACACACACACACACACACACACACACACACACACACACACACACACACAUUUACACACAAACACUUACACCCACACACACACACACCCACACACACACACACACACACAUACAUUGGAGCAAAUAUGAGUGAAGAUAAAGCAGCUGAAAGCAUGGAACCUGCUCCUGCAGUGCCAGUAUCAGCUCCAGCACCAGCAGAGAUUAACUCUAUUCCCAAUGGGAAAGGCCAUGAGACUGGGGAGGAAACCACAGCAGCAGCCAAAACACCACCAGGAGACACCACAGAGCAGGAAAUUGUUCCCAAUAGUGCCCAAAAUGUCAGAAGUGACGAUCCAGAGGCCAACCUCGCAGAGAGUCAGGAGUUCCUGUCUAACAUGGAGGACAAAAAGACCACACGCUUCACAGAUUUUGAGGGGAAAACCUCUUUUGGAAUGUCAGUGUUCAACUUGGGCAACGCCAUCAUGGGAAGUGGAAUUCUGGGAUUGUCGUAUGCCAUGGCCAACACAGGGGUCGUUCUAUUCCUGGUGCUCCUGACAGUAGUGGCUGUCCUCUCAUCUUACUCCAUCCACUUGCUACUCAAGUCAUCUGGCAUUGUGGGUAUCCGGGCUUAUGAGCAGCUGGGCCAAAGGGCAUUUGGAACGCCAGGCAAGAUGGCUGCCGGCAUCGCCAUCACACUUCAGAACAUCGGAGCCAUGUCCAGUUACCUGUACAUCGUGAAGUAUGAGUUCCCUCUGGUCAUCCAGGCCUUCCUGGGGGUCGACAAGCCAUCAGGUGAGUGGUACUUCAAUGGGAACUACCUGGUCAUCAUGGUGUCCAUCAGUGUCAUCCUGCCUCUGGCUUUGAUGAAGCAGCUAGGGUACCUGGGCUACACCAGUGGCUUCUCUCUCACCUGCAUGGUCUUCUUCCUCAUCUCGGUCAUUUAUAAGAAGUUCCACACCCACUGUCCCUUUUUGGACUUUACCUUUAACAACACAGCCAGUGUGACUUCUGUUACCAAUGACACUGGUUACAACCCAGCCUGCAUUCCGAAAAUGGUCAACCUCAACUCACAGACGGCCUACACCAUCCCAAUCCUGGCAUUUGCCUUUGUGUGCCACCCUGAGGUCCUGCCCAUCUACACCGAGCUCAAAAACCCCACCAAGCAAAGGAUGCAGCAUGUGUCCAACAUCUCCAUUGUAGUCAUGUACACCAUGUACUUCCUGGCUGCUCUGUUUGGAUACCUGACCUUCUAUGGUGAGGUGGAGUCAGAGCUGCUGCACACCUACAGCCGUCUGGACCCGUACGACACCCUGAUCCUGUGUGUCCGUCUGGCCGUGCUCACUGCUGUCACACUCACCGUCCCCAUAGUGCUCUUCCCUGUAAGGAGAGCCAUCCAGCAGUUGUUUUUCCCCAACAAGACAUUCUACUGGCCCCGUCACAUUGCCAUCGCUGUCACACUGCUCACUCUCAUCAACAUGCUGGUCAUCUUCGCGCCUAACAUCCUGGGCAUCUUCGGCAUCAUUGGUGCCACAUCUGCCCCCUGCCUCAUCUUCAUCUUCCCUGCUGUUUUCUACAUCCGCAUCGUACCCGAAGAGGAGGAGCCCAUGCGCUCCACCCCCAAAAUCCUGGCUGCCUGCUUCGCUGGAAUAGGCUUCCUGUUUAUGAUAAUGAGCCUGAGCUUUAUCCUCAUUGAUUGGACGUCGGGGAGUAGCAAAGCCAGCAGCGGUCACUAGACGGCUUCUACCGUCUUCAGUUUUUAUGUUGUAAAUCUAGACCUGUAUGGUAUUUUCUCUGUGUUUUCAUGGAUCAUAUUUUGUAGAGGAUGUACUAUCUCUUCCUCCAGAAAGAGUGGGCCAGAGUGUCUAGAAAUGGGGAGUUCAGUCUUCUGGAGGUUUCUGCUCCCCGCUGGACGAUGAUAGUGCAUUAGAAACAAAUGUAAAGUCAAGCUGACUCACUGAAUCUGCCACCACCUCCCAUUCCAGCCCUGCCCACAGACCAGACCCAUAACCCAUUACCCUAUAAACGUGUACUCUGUGAAUCACAGCAAGAAUCUAACUGACAAACUUUAGUCUAAACAACCACGUAGCUUUCUUCAACAGUAGGGGAGAAGAAGGCACAACAGAUCGUUGGGGGCUGGACAGUUAUUUUAUAUUUGUAGCCAAGGUCUACUGUAUUAAUUUAUUCAUGAAUUUAGGUAAUGGCAAGAUUCUGUGCAAUAGCUGAGGAAAUGUGGCAUUAAAAGCUAUUGGACAGUGGCAUCAUCCAGUGACCCGUGUUGCUGUCACCCUGGUGGCCAGGUGUCGUCCUACUAGACGCUCGGCUUCAGUCCUCACAGUUAUCAGAGGAAGGAACCAUACAACUGAUAUGCGACUGUACAGUGUAUACAGUGUGUAUAGAGUAGGUUGACUCUACCAUUACAGUAGAGUAUGAUAUAUAUAUACAGAGAAUUAUUUUUUUAUAAUUUUUAUUUGAUAAAGGGUAUAAUAUGGACCUUUUGAGUCUAUCCUCAGCAACAGUAUCAAGGCUAUCAUAUCACAUUGGUGUGUCUCUUUGUUACUUGCACUGAACCAUAUCAGAAUAGCUUUUUCAUGGUUCAAGGAGCAGCUCUGAUUUCUAAAAUUGAAGGAAUGCCUGGCUAUAAUCUCAGUAUGAGGGUCUAUUUUAGAGGUGGAAGUUAUCGUUAACUUGGUCCUGGAUUGGUGGGGGUGUAUAUCUCUGCAUUGUCAUGUUUAGAUCAUUUGAGCACUAACUAGGACCAGUGUCCUUAGUGGCGGAGGAGGCUCUCUACCUGGGUUUGUUGUUGUGCUGUUUCUGAACAUUUACUGAACGUGAUCAGAGAUAACCCAAAAAUAUAAAGAAAACUCAAUUCAUUAUGUGGAGAAUCACGGAUGACGUGUGUAAAUAUGGUUAUUUCCAGGACAAGCUUGUUUUUUCCCCUAACUAAAGUUCAGUCUAGUGGCAUGGUGCCAUGAUAAGCACACAAUGUGGUAUCAACACCUCUCUAACAUCACUGCGAAGUAGGUGGUUAGUUAUAGCACUGUCAUCUGAUAUGUACAACUUCUUCCUAUAGCCAUUAAUCAAUUGAAAUGCAAACAAUUUAUUUGUAAGAUACUCAUAUGUUUUAUAGGUAUGAUUUUAAGGGACAACCCUUUAUAAUACAAAUGUCAAUCUCUGAAAAAUCUAAACGUCUAAAGCAUAAGUAAAUAGUAUAAUCCUAUGUAUGUUACAUUACAAAACAAUAUGUAUUUAAGGUCUAACAUGGUACAAAGACGUUUCCUCCAACUACUUGAAGCUCUUUCACUCCUGUUCUGUCUGCAUAGUGUUUAGCAGCCCUGCAGUGAUUUAAGUGUGAACAUGGUGUGUACAUGGUGUGUGAACAUGGUGUGUACAUGGUGUGUGAUCAUGCUGUGUGUCUGUUCGUCUGCUCCAGUAUGGAGCGACCUCAAUUAUGUACAGUGGAUGUACUGUAAGGAUUGUGAGUGUGUCUGUGUUGUUGAAAUGAAACAUGGCUCUACCAUCUUUUAAUUGUGGUACUUACUUAUACACUAUUGUAUUGUGAAACGAUCAAUGGAUACAUGAACCAUAAGUGUAAUGUGUAAAUCCCAGGCUUAUGAAUCCCAUUGACUCUUACCAAAUUAGUCAAAUAAGAUUCAAAGCCUGACUAUGAACCUUUCAUAAUCUCAGACUGCUCUGUUGUCAGGUAUGAGUGGAAUAGUAUUUCUGGUCACUUUCUAAGCAUCCCUGUAGCUGCUUUUGGGGACUGUCUGCCAACUCUUGCAGGUGUUGAGCAGGUUUGAUACAGUAGUCAUAUGGAAUGUCUCCUGUCUCUCUCUGUUGUUUUCCUUGUGAUGAAGUUACAGAUUCCACACUACAGUGAGUGCUGUAAUUUUGUAUAUGAGUAUUGUAUCAUUGUGCUGUCAAACUUGGUUGUAAAGCGCAACAAACUCUUCUCUCAAUCAAUCAUUAAUACAUGUUUCCUUAAAGAAUAACCAGUCUGCAUGAGCCGGUAUACAGUACAUCAGGAUCAGCCAGCUCUGCUCUCUCUAUCUAUUACUAAUAGCUUAAUGGAUGAAUUUGUUUCUAUUUAAAUAAAGAUCCGUGUUUAAAGUCAUAUUUUAACAACAUGUUUGUGUUAUUCUGAUUUCAUAUACAACUGGUAUGUUAUUCUCUGACAGAUCAGCCCUUACACAUACCAUGUGUAACACCAGGGGGAGACAUUCUGAAAGUGGCUGAGAUGAUAUCUGACUGUCUGGUAACGCUCCUUAUACUGUUCUCUCAUUUCCUUGUGUGAUUAAAUGAAAUUGGUAUAGUUCAUGAAAUAUCAACUUCAACCAGCAUUUCUAAAUAAUGUAUAUAAAUGUAAACCCUUUAUAUUCAAUUUGCAUAUCUAGUUUGUAUAAUGUAAAAAGCAAGAACUGUAGUUUUAGUCAGAUAAUUAAAAAGAGAAAUGUAAUCAUUUUAAAGUGCUUUUAAACUAUUUUUCCCUUCAUUUUAUGUCUUUAUUUUAUUGAAUGUCAAUAUAUUUGAAUACAUUGCUGGCAUUUAUUGUACUGUAAACAAUGUUGCAAUAAAAACAAUAAAUAACAUUAUUAUUUUUAUUUUUCAUCAUGA
Messenger RNA from Oncorhynchus keta (chum salmon), 4989 nucleotides. RefSeq names its product sodium-coupled neutral amino acid transporter 3-like. Bases 525 to 2111 code for a protein of 528 amino acids. The record is from RefSeq and is a predicted model, not a curated record. Gene Ontology annotation, biological process: amino acid transmembrane transport; histidine transport; L-glutamine transport. The transcript is spliced from 17 exons. Gene Ontology annotation, molecular function: L-glutamine transmembrane transporter activity; L-histidine transmembrane transporter activity; L-asparagine transmembrane transporter activity. NCBI's taxonomy places the organism in Eukaryota, Metazoa, Chordata, Actinopteri, Salmoniformes, Salmonidae.